Messenger RNA from Pocillopora verrucosa, 3938 nucleotides. Its product is annotated as macoilin-like. Lineage: Eukaryota; Metazoa; Cnidaria; Anthozoa; Scleractinia; Pocilloporidae. Gene Ontology annotation, cellular component: rough endoplasmic reticulum membrane. The record is from RefSeq and is a predicted model, not a curated record. Gene Ontology annotation, biological process: neuronal signal transduction.
AGUUAUUCGUUCUCCUCACUGUGUUAAUUCUAUAUUUUUCAUAUUCACGCUUACUGUAAACCACACUCGAUGAACCACACGUCGAAAUGAAGAGACGAAGUAUUGAUCCUUCGAAACUUAGAAGACCUUUAAAACGUUCUCGCAUCACAGAAUCGAUAUAUGGAAGUGUAUUUCUGUACGUCAGAUUUUUCUUAGUAUGGAUUAUGGUGUUGACUGCCGACUUCCUAUUGGAAUUUCGCUUUGAAUAUCUUUGGCCUUUUUGGCUACUGUUACGGAGUGCUUACGACUCGUUCAAGUACCAAGGUUUGGCUUUCUCUCUUCUGUUUCUCACACUGGCGUUCUGUUCAGACUUAAUAUGUUUGAUGUUUCUCCCUGUGCAUUGGUUAUUCUUUGCGGCUAGCACAUACGUCUGGGUUCAGUUCGUCUGGCAUACAGAUCGUGGUUUAUGUGUUCCAACCGUUAGUCUAUGGUUACUGUUUGUAUAUGUAGAAGCGUCGGUUCGACUUCGCGAACUGAAAAAUCUCCCAUUUCAUUUAGACUUAUGUCGACCGUUCGCCGCUCAUUGCAUUGGUUAUCCUGUUGUUACACUUGGCUAUGGUGUUAAGAGUUAUGUAGGCUAUAAAAUGCGUCAGAGAAGAGUACAGCAUGUUGCUAAAGAAAAUGAGUUUUAUAUGCAGCUAAUUAAUCUGGCACUGCCUCCUGAAACAAAUAACCAUGCAGAGGCAACAGAGAGAUCAUCAAGAGCUAUAUGUAAUGGUAAAGUUGCUAAUGGCGAAGUCGCAUCACCAAGAGGUCGGCCUGUACCAGUAAUGACAAAUGGAAUUAACACUAAAACAGAUCUUGAACUCUUAAUAGCUAAAGAGGCCAGUCGUCGUGGCUUAAAACUAAGUGAUCUAGAGUCAAGGCCUACUUUGAAGGGAAAUGCAUUGUUGAAAGAACUUGACGUGCUUUCAAACUUUACAUCGAAGAAGACCAGCGAGGAUCAUAACUUAAAUGAACUUGAUAAACUUUCGUUAGAGGGGAGUCAUAAGAGCGGGAAAGCAGGGCAGCAACCUCGCGCAGCACUCAAUGGAGUUAUAGGAAAAUCCUCAAAGAAAAAUGGCGCAAAAGGAAAUGAAAAGUUGAAGGAGUACGACGAGAAUGACGAAGAGGACAAUGAUGAGUCUGAUAGCGAUUCUUUAAGUGCGUCGAGUAGCUCCAUCAAUAACAGUCGAAAGAACAGCAGGAGUAACUCACCCAAGGGACAUGAGAAAUCUCAGUCAGUUGACCUUGGACCCAGUCUCUUUUCUCAACUUAAAGAGGAGAGGCUGCUACGUCGUCGUGCUGAGAGCAAUUUAUCCCAACUAGAGAAUGAUAGUAAACGACUCAGAGUGGAACUGCAGACGAGUCGGCAGGGAGAGCAGGAACUGAGGUCCACUAUGCACAGCCUGAUGGCCAGUGAGCGCUCCACUAAGGUAGAAUUACAGCAGUUAAAGGCUGAGUGCGAGGUUAUUCAACAGAAAUUGCAAAAUAUGUCGUCUGCGCGUCAGCAAGAUCGUAAUACAGUCUCCUCUCUGGAACGAAAGCUAAAAACUGAGCGAGAUUCCCGGCUUUUGGCGGAGAGUCAGUUGCGCGAGGAGCGCAAAAGACAAAAAGCUGAGGACGCCGCAGCAAAGCAGCGCGAUGAAACGACAGGCCAUGAUGCGUGUAAUGCGCUCAGGAUCGAGCUGGAAGAAGACAGCCGCCAGUUGCGUGUUCUUCUGCAGGAGAAGGAAGAAGAAAUAAAACGCGUCGACAAGGAGGCUGAAACGCUGCGACAGAAGACCAGAGAAUAUGACAGCAUGCAGCUGAAGAAGGAAACGGAGGUGUUAAUGUCUGCGCUGACAGCUAUGCAAGGCAAGAACACUCACCUAGAAAACAGCUUGAGCUCGGAGACUCGCUUGAAGCUGGACUUGUUCUCGGCGUUAGGCGACACGCGCAGGCAGCUGGAGAUUGCACAAACCAACCUUAAGACCAAGGAUCGAGAGAUCGAAUCCUUGAAGCUGAAGAUCGCUGAAGUGAUGGCUGUCAUGCCCACCGCUACAACCUACACUGCCGGCGAUUCGCCCGGAGUUCCUCGCUUCGCCUCCAAUCAUCUCAUCUCUCCAAAUCACAUUGAGUUGUCCAACAGUGGCCUCGAUCCGAGCGCUCCCUGCUACAUUCCUGUUUGUAAGAGUCCCAAAGGCUUGCUGUAAGACGCCUGAAGGAUUUCCCGUAUUUGUCGCUACCCUGAUGUUGCUCUUAAUUUAUAAUCUUAACUAAGUUAUUGGGUUUGUCAGUUGGGUAGCAAGGUGGAUCAAGUUUGCGUGCUUUACAGUUUUUGUCUGGGAAUGCUUGCCUUUAGCUUAUAUUUCGUUAAAUGUAAUACUAAUGUUGUAUUAGUUUGGAGAAAGAAAGUGUGGUUGCAGUUUAUCUGUUUCUGAUGUCAUAGCGCGUUACUUUCAAAUUCAAGGCGUUUUCGUCGCUUACUUAUUGCGUCUGUCAUGGUUGAAGUGGAACGAUUCUUAGCUUCUCAUCAGGCUACGGUUCACACGGUACCGGACGAAUUUUCCAUCAGUGGAAAAUUCGUGCGUUUGGGCGUUUCGUUCACAUGGAACCACGCCAAACGUGAGGAAAUUUGAACGCCCAAGCGUUGGAAAACUUGAAAACCAAAAUAGAGGACAAAUUUUUUUCUCGUAAAUGUGUAGGCCAUGCCUAACUUACCACGCACGUAGGCGACGUUGUGUUGAUGUCUUGAUAAUGUCAGAAAAUCAAGUUAAAAAACGUCGUACAUCUUUCUGUAAAUCGAAAACGUCGAAGCAGCGAAAACGCUGGACGCCAUUUUGCAUUGGGUUAAGAAGCGUCCUGCGCAUGAGGAGACGGUAAAACGCUUAAAAAUGUCAUAAAAUUCAUCUUGUUACCAGUUCCAUCUGAUCAGAACGAAACUUUCGCGCGGUUCCGUGUGAACAGAAUGUCCGGUCGAAAUCUUUGGCCUGUCGAAAAUUCGUUUGGCACCGUUUGAACGUAGCCUUAGUUCGUUCAUUGUUGAUACUUGUGGACUCCUCUCUUUCCUAACCGCAAGCGAGAUUCAUAGCACUUUUCACAUCUAAGUAAUCCUUCUGACUGUAGUUCCUUAGCUGACUGACUAAGCGAGUUACCGCGUAGCUCUUGAUGUUAAAGCUGCUUAGCUGUAGACACGUACAACUGUUGAUAUUUCUUGAGAAAGUAGAGAAAAUUACAUUAUGGUAACGUUGAACAUUAGCUUGAUAACAAAAAAAAAAAAAAAAAAAAAAAAGAAAACGGAACAAUCGGAUCACGUUCAGAUAAUGCGAUUUUUCACCGAAAAGUUCAGGAAAUCAGCCAGUUUUGAUUGUAAAGCAUCAGAUCCUCCAGUCGCUGCACGCAUAGUCUAGAGAGACAAUUAUUCAAUCUCUGGGCUAUCACGCGGAAUCCAAGAUCUUGUAUAUUUUAGUUAGAUAGGGCCUGUUUGUGCGAGUUUAGAAAGGUAGACUUAAUAGCGAACAACGCGGGGAGCAGACUAGCAUGGAUUGUAAACGACCAUCGUAAACACGUUAACCUAACUUUUCCUACCUUAAAAACUGCCGCGUUACACCUUCAAUUUCACUCUGACUCGCACCUUCAGGCUCUGAGUGUUGAAGGUUUCACACGAAGUAUGUUUUGUUAACUAUUCCACCCCUCAGCAAUUCGGCUUUGUUACGUUUUUCAUUUUCGAUCAUUUCAUGAGCUGAGCUCUUUUGUUCACGAGUGCGAGCGAGGAAAGGCGGGGUCUACUGUAUUUGGAACUGAGACGUCAACCAUGUACAGCCACGCACAGAAUAAAAAAGACAAAAAAGUAAAAAAAUACAUAUAAAUUAAGAUGAAAUUGCAGUCAAAUAUUCAUUGCCUUAGUUUAAUAAAUUAUGAUGCAGUUGAAGACGUGA